Cuscuta europaea is the source of this 871-nucleotide messenger RNA. Lineage: Eukaryota; Viridiplantae; Streptophyta; Magnoliopsida; Solanales; Convolvulaceae. The record is from the annotation of a GenBank genome assembly.
CUCGGAAUGCUCUAACCCCACACGUCACCUUCAUAUAAAUACCACAUCUCGGACACGGCUCACGGCAAUCUAAGCCAGACCGCCUCAAUUUCAUAUAUACUCCGUAGAUUAUAAAUUUCAUUUCAUUUCAUUUCAAUCCAUUUACUCAUUCCUCUUCUCUUUUCUCUCCCUAUAUCUUGCGGAGUAUAUCUUCGCACCUUCCCCUUCUAAUUGGAAUUCGCUUUCCGGAUGAUGGAAGCUUCUGGAUCGAAGCGGAAGAAGCUGUACAGAGGGAUUCGCAUGAGGAAGUGGGGGAAGUGGGUUGCCGAGAUUCGCGAGCCGAACAAGCGCUCCCGGAUUUGGCUCGGCUCCUAUUCCUCUCCCGUCGCGGCCGCGCGAGCCUACGACACCGCCGUGUUCCACUUGCGCGGCCCGUCGGCUCGGCUCAACUUCCCGGAGUGCAUAGCCGGCGGAGGCGGCCAGAUGAUACUUUCAGCCGCUGAUAUUCGGCAGAAAGCCACUGAGGUCGGCGCGCGCGUUGAUGCCGCCAUGCUGACGUCAUCGCCCACCGAGCACAGCCCGAAUUCGAAUUUGAAUCAGAAACGGGUCGUUAUGUUCAAGCCCGAUUUGAAUGAAUACCCGAGCCCCGAGAGUUCUGAGGAGGACAACUGAAUCCGACUUGAAUGGCACGCUAUAGCUUAUACUCCGUACAUAAACUUUGUUUUCUGUAAGCUUUCAUUACAUCAUGAUUGAUGGAAGACGUUUUUCCAUAAAUAGUUUUGGAAGACGUUUUUCCAUAAAUAUAGCUGAAAAUUGAACUAUUAUGUAGAGUUUAUAGAAAAAAUGUGAUUAAAGUUGAAGAAAUUGUCCCUUUCAAACACAGUUGAAGGAG